Clupea harengus (Atlantic herring) is the source of this 2478-nucleotide messenger RNA. It is a transcript of the gene lnx2a, whose product is annotated as ligand of numb-protein X 2a. The transcript has 7 exons. The record is from RefSeq and is a predicted model, not a curated record. NCBI's taxonomy places the organism in Eukaryota, Metazoa, Chordata, Actinopteri, Clupeiformes, Clupeidae. Gene Ontology annotation, molecular function: ubiquitin-protein transferase activity; metal ion binding; protein binding. Bases 422 to 2350 code for a protein of 642 amino acids.
AUACACACUCACACUUACACACACAGACACACACACACACACCACACACACACACGCACACACACAUUUACUCACUCUUCCUCUUGCUGUCUAUUUCUGUCCCACACACACACUCACUCAUUCACAUACCUCCUCUCUCUCGCUCUCUUGCACACACACACACUCGCACAAAAUCUCUCAAUCUCCCUCUUAGAACCAAACCCUUUUUCGUCUCUGUUCUUUCUGCCCUCCAGAGUGAUGACUCACGGUCCUCUGAGGGGUGGCCAGACCCAUCUCGACCUUUGACCUCCACACCCACUGACGCCCAUGCUGGCACACGCCCCCGACGCCAAGAAGACCUAGCCUGCUUGCCAUCCGAGGCCCGUGCCACGUCUCACGUCUCUGUGUGUGUGUGUGCGCGCAUCUUACACAUUACAAAACCAUGGGCACCCUGGGUGAGGGUGUCGGGGGAGGCGGCGUGGACCCGGUAGCGGUAGGCCAGGCGGUUCUGGAGGCCCUGUGCCCUGAAUGCGGCCAGAUCCACCGAGCCUGGGAGAACCACCUGUACAACUACCGGCUGGAGGUGGACGAAGACCUGGUGUGCCACAUCUGCCUGCAGCCGCUAGUGCAGCCCCUGGACACGCCGUGCGGUCACACCUUCUGCGCCCGCUGCCUGCGCAGCUUCCUGCAGGAGCGUGACUUCUGCCCGCUGGACAGGGCCCGGCUGCAGCUGCAGGGCUGCCGGCGCUCCAGCAUCCUGGUGCACAAGCUGCUGGACAAGCUGUCGGUGUCGUGCCCGCUCACGCCCCUCUGCCAGCUCAGCAUGCCGCGCUGCGACCUGGAGGCCCACCUCAAGCACAGGUGUCCAGGCACACAGAGCCAGAGGGCGGCGUUGGACCCUCCCAGGCUGGAGUGUGUGGAGGAGAGGGCCAUGGUGACAGACCCUCCCCGUUCACCGCAGACCACGCUGAGGGACGCCUCGCCGUCGCCCCCCGGAGGCCCCACCACCUGCAGCAGUGUGCCCAUGUGGACAGAGGAGUCAGGCGUAGACAACCCUGCCUUUGAGGAGAGCACGGAGGAAGACAGUGUGGUGGGGUUAGAAUGUGCUCCUCCGCGUGUGAAACGCCCACUCAGCAACCCCUGCAUCCACCUCCUACGCACGGGAAGCUCCGCCUCUUCUGGGUGGGACUGUGCAGAGUCCCCGCCUCUCUCAGCAGAGGAAGGGUGUGUGAAGCUGCCCUCUCUCCCCGAGGGGGAGAUAACCACCAUUGACAUUCACCGCUCCAACCCCUACAUGGAGCUGGGGAUCAGUAUCGUCGGGGGCAACGAGACCCCCCUCAUCAACGUGGUGAUCCAGGAGGUGUAUCGUGACGGGGUGAUUGCUCGUGACGGAAGACUGUUGGCUGGAGACCAAAUAUUACAGGUGAAUAACACGGACAUCAGUAACGUGCCCCAUAGUGUGGCUCGCACCACGCUGGGCCGGCCCUGCACCACCCUCCAGCUGACGGUGCUCCGAGAACGCCGCUGCUCCGCCCGCCCUCCCCGUCUGGCCCGAGUUGCCCCCGUGCCUGUCGCCACCCCCACCCCCACACCGCCUCCUGGUGGCAGCGGCGGCAGCAGCAGCAGCAGCGGUGGUGUUGGUGGCGGCGGCGGUGGCGGAGGGGGCAACAGCAGCCCGGCCAGCCUGCGCAUCACCCUCCACAAGCGGGACUCUGCCGAGCAGCUGGGCAUCAAGCUGGUGCGGCGCACGGACGAGGCGGGUGUGUUUGUGCUGGACCUGCUGGACGGGGGGCUGGCCGCCAAGGAUGGGAGACUGUGCCGAGACGACCGCGUGCUGGCCAUCAACGAGCACGACCUCCGACACGGCACGCCAGAGCAGGCUGCACAGAUCAUACAGGCCAGUGGGGAGAGAGUCCAUCUACUGAUUGGUCGUCCUAGCAAGCAGACCACACCCCUUCUGCCUGGCUCCAAUGGCGUGAGAGAUAGCUGGUGCCAUGACAAUACCCCGCCCCUCCCCCCCACAGCGGCCCCUAGCCCUGUGCCCAGCCUGCAAAUGGUCCGGCCCAGCGCUCACAGAGACCUCUCCCAGUGUGUGACCUGUAAGGAGAAGCACAUCACGGUGAAGAAGGAGGCGCACGAAUCCCUGGGCAUGACCGUCGCAGGGGGGCGGGGCAGCAAGAGCGGCGAGCUGCCAAUCUUCGUGACGAGUGUCCAGCCCCACGGUUGCCUGGCGCGGGACGGGCACAUCAAGCGAGGUGAGGAUGAUUUCACUGCCGCGUUGGCACGCUGGUGCGUUGGCACGCUGGCGCGUUGGCACGUUGGCGGUGUGUCCGCUGCCAGAGCGCCAGGAUCUGCAGAAAAGCUGCAGUGACGUUCUCCCAGCUCCAGGGUGUCCUGUGUUUGACCUCGGCAGCUUGGAUGCUGUUUAGUUCAGUCAGAUGCUCCAGUUUCCCCCCACUGGUGCUCCACGCCCCCCAAAGUGUUCUAUAUUUAAGCUGU